This is a messenger RNA of Aaosphaeria arxii CBS 175.79, 1370 nucleotides long. RefSeq lists its product as uncharacterized. NCBI's taxonomy places the organism in Eukaryota, Fungi, Ascomycota, Dothideomycetes, Pleosporales. Gene Ontology annotation, cellular component: nucleus. Gene Ontology annotation, molecular function: protein serine/threonine phosphatase inhibitor activity; protein phosphatase 1 binding. The transcript is spliced from 2 exons. Bases 498 to 1001 code for a protein of 167 amino acids. The record is from RefSeq and is a predicted model, not a curated record.
GAAACUGAUCCUAUGCCUGAUCAAUGGACGGUACUCCGUACAUAACUCUAUUGUGGGGGAUAAAAUUUCCGUGGACUCAUUCCGCCCAGGAUACACAACAGACGUGUGGUGUGGUUGUGGUGAGAGGAUAGAGUUCAGAGGUGGUUGGUGGCGUGCUAGCACAAGUAACUUGGUAAACAGCAGGUCGGACCCGGGAGUGAGAUGGCGAUGACGCUUUGGCCAAGUACUCAAAACUACAGCCGAGGGGCGGGUCAAACAUUUAAUCAAUCAGCACGCAACAGCACAGCCGUACAUUAGCAACACAGAGUUCACUUGUCGCCUGUUGCAAAUCUGCACCGUCAAUCGCAGCCACGUCUUAUAGCCUCCGUACAACCCCAGACUCAUCGCUGUCGCUUCUGUAUUCGACCCCUGCAGAUCUCCACUCGCCGAUUCCCAGGCGUACUUGAACGAGCCUUUCCCCCGCAAGUUCGUGAUUCCUGAGCAGAAUCUCGCUCGCUAUGUCAUACUCAAACUCGAUGGCAACUCAAAACGCUCAGCGCCCCUCGGGAAGUCAGACAACAACUGUCCAGUCGCAGCCCGUAUUACGCUUAUCAGCGCCGACUGUCACACUUCGAUUGCGUGCUGAGCCUACCGAACAACGUCACAUUCAAUGGGCAGAGGAUGUAGUUGACAACGAAGGCAUGGGCAAGAAGUCCUCAAAAGUUUGCUGCAUCUACCACAAGCCACGUGCCGUCGGCGAGUCUUCCGACGAGUCGUCCUCAGAUUCCUCUUCCGAUUCCGAUUCUGAUAGCGAGCCCGAUAACAGCACGGCACGCCCUGCUGGAGGACGUCCAGGUGGAAAAGGAAGAGGUCGUCGACCACACAAACAUGACGAGGAUGGCCACAAUCAUGACGGGGACGGCCAUGGUCAUGGAGAACCAUCUGGUGCCCCAAAGCCGCGCCGCCGCCCACACCGCAAACCUAGCCCAAACGCUUACGAAAAGAUGCCAAAGAAUAAAUGAAAGAGGACUUGAUAUCAUAACGACAUUGACGAAAUCACAAUAGGGUGCUAUUAAAACACAAGCAAUCCCAUUAAGACAUGAGAUCGACGAGCGUGGAGUUUGGGAGUUUGCGCAACAGGAAAAAGGCCUAGUAUCUUGCAUUUAGUUACCUGCGUAUUGAUCCAGGAACAUCAGGACCGACUGCAGCGGUUCAUGCAUUGCAGCAUUGGGCAUUUAUAAUAGUAUCUUACUGGCCCUCUAGAUGCCCCCUUAUUUGUAGAGAUGGCUCGAAUUGACAUUGAACAGGACUCUGUUUCCUGACCACAUCUUGACCCCACUGUCUGCGGCUGUGAAUUGUGCCAUUUGACCUGAGUAUCUCAAGAACAGCUU